Clarias gariepinus (North African catfish) is the source of this 2871-nucleotide messenger RNA. It is a transcript of the gene arsia, whose product is annotated as arylsulfatase family, member Ia. The record is from RefSeq and is a predicted model, not a curated record. The transcript is spliced from 2 exons. NCBI's taxonomy places the organism in Eukaryota, Metazoa, Chordata, Actinopteri, Siluriformes, Clariidae. Bases 336 to 2021 code for a protein of 561 amino acids.
CAUCUUACCCAAACGUGCCUAUAUGCACUGUAGCCUAUAUGCACGCCAGACCGGGCGGAGUUAAAGCGACCACUGAGCCACAGGAAAGGAAGGACAGGAGAGGGGGGUUUUUAAAGGCUGAGUUUAUCCGAGUGAUCCUAAGGAGCAAACGGAUCCUGGCGGGCAGGUCAUGCGCACGCAGGGUUUUUUGCGCCAGAUGUGAAAUUCAAGGCGUGUCUGGGAUGCGGAUCGGCCGGGCAGCUCGGCUUUAACCUUGCAUCUCGUUCCCCAGGCGGUGAUGACCGACUGAGUGCUCUGUGCAGGCGGAGGCUGAAAGCGCGCGCUGCGGCGGUGCCAUGGCGGGGGCGGCUCUGGCGGGGCUCUCUGUCAUGCUCGGUGCGGGUUUCCUCGCCUGGGACUGGUCGAGCCAGAACCAGGUGGAGAAUGAACCCGCGGCAGCGAACCCGCGCAGACCACCGCACAUCAUCUUCAUCAUGACCGACGACCUGGGUUUCAACGACGUCGGCUACCACAACCCUGACAUGCGCACACCCACGCUGGAUAAGCUCGCGGCAGACGGAGUGAAACUGGAGAAUUACUACGUGCAGCCGAUCUGUACACCUUCCCGGAGCCAGUUCCUCACCGGCAGGUAUCAAAUCCACACGGGUCUCCAGCAUUCGAUCAUCAGGUCUCGGCAGCCCAACUGUCUGCCUUUUGACAUGGUCACCCUGCCACAGCGCCUCCAGGAGGCCGGCUAUUCUACGCACAUGGUGGGUAAAUGGCAUCUGGGCUUCUACAAGCGUGACUGUCUCCCUACUCGUCGUGGCUUUGAUACCUACCUUGGCUCGCUGACAGGCAGCGUGGACUACUACACAUACGACUCCUGCGAUGGUCCUGGAAGGUGUGGCUACGAUCUCCAUGAGGGUGAAACAGUGGCAUGGGGAUAUCGGGGAAAAUACUCAACACAUCUGUACACACGCAGAGUGCGGAAGAUUCUGGCAUCGCAUGAUCCAUCGGGACAACCUCUGUUCAUAUAUCUGUCCUUCCAGGCUGUACACACUCCCUUACAGUGUCCUAAGGAGUACAUCUAUCCGUAUCAUGGAAUGGGGAAUGUUCAUCGGCGCAAAUAUGCAGGCAUGGUUUCGUCUGUGGAUGAGGCAGUACGCAACGUGACAUAUGCACUCCGGAAAUAUGGUUAUUACCAAAACAGUGUGAUUAUCUUCUCUACGGAUAAUGGGGGCCAGCCUUUAUUUGGAGGAAGUAACUGGCCACUCAGGGGCAGGAAGGGGACAUAUUGGGAGGGUGGUGUACGAGCAGUCGGAUUUGUCCACAGCCCACUUCUCAGGAGACGAAGGAAAGUCAGUAAGGCACUGGUUCACAUCACUGACUGGUACCCAACACUGGUGAGUCUGGCAGGGGGGAAUGUAUCCCAGUUGCACAAACUAGAUGGGUAUGACAUGUGGGAAACAAUCAGCGAGGGCAAGGAGUCCCCCCGUUUCGAAAUUCUCCACAACAUUGACCCACUUUAUGUGCUUUCCCGCCAUGGCUCGCUCCGGGGCGGACACGGCGUCUGGAACACUGCUGUACAGGCAGCGGUGAGAAUGGGAGACUGGAAGCUACUGACAGGAGAGCCAGGUUAUGGAGACUGGACGCCACCGCAGGUGUUAGGAAACUUCCCGGGUGGUUGGUGGGAUCUCGAGCGUCAUGCCGAAGCCCGCAAAUCUCUCUGGCUGUUUAACAUCACAGCAGAUCCCUACGAGCGCUACGACAUGGCUGAACAAAGACCUGAUGUGGUAAAGCGGCUGCUGGCCAGAAUAGCGUUUUAUAAUCGCACAGCUGUGCCUGUUCGCUACCCUGCUGAGGACCCGAGGGCAGAUCCGAGUCUGAACGGAGGGGCAUGGAAGCCUUGGGCCGGGGACAAGGAAGCAGACAGCUGGCACCAAGUUUAUCACAGGAGGAGGAAUGACAAGAAUAAGAAGCUAAACAAAAUGAGGUCAUUUUUCAAGAAACUGAAUACAAAGAUUAUGUCCAAUAGGAUAUGAGUAGUGAAAAAAAUGUGAAUUCUUUCAUAAACGUCUAAAAAACCUUAUACAGAUAAAGGUUUUUAUUUAAGUAUUAUUGUAGUUAAGAGCUCCUCAUGGCCAAUUUUUGUGCCUGUCUGACUGUAUGUUCUUACAUACUCUACCUCUUUAUUUUUUAUACUUGUGUAAUUUGUAAGGUCUGACACUUUUAGAAAAGAGUCCUUCAGCUGUCUCUUUAUGGGAAUUCUUAAAUGUUCUUUGUAGAACCCUGUAACCGUGUUUCCUUAUUAGAAGUGCUUUAAAGCAGUGGCAUUUUACGAGGCUGAGAACCCUUAAUUAUUACACAAAACCCUAAAAUCUCAUCAAGAAGCCUUUUAAAGCAUGUACUUCUCUAAUACAAACUAAAAAAAGGACUGAGGGAUAACUGACUGAUUAAUGUAAUGAAUGAAGGAAUGGAUUUUAGCUGUGGUCUACUCUAGACAAUCACGCAUACACAAUGCUCCUGGAAGCCUUUUGAAACACGCAACACUGUGGAAUUAAAAGAAACGAAACAAAACCAAACUUUGUUUACCUGGACCAGCUGCUUUACCUUUGUUUACAUAUUCUUUUAAAAAUGAAAUAUUUACUGUUAUUAGAACGAUCAACUACUCAACAUACGUCAUAGUAUUUGGGAAAGUGUGUGUUGUGAGUGUUUUGCAUGCAUUAAUGGGAGAUAUUUGUAAUAAAAUAACACAGGCUGUGCUUUCAUGUCAUGUGUACUGUAUUUAGACUGGAGGUAAUCUCCACAAAUACUGCCCUCUAGUGGUCACAUGGUGUUAUAAAUAAACCUGGAUCUGGAGAACUGUAAGAUUUUUUUUACUUAAGUCCAAAU